This is a messenger RNA of Cutaneotrichosporon oleaginosum, 580 nucleotides long. RefSeq lists its product as uncharacterized. NCBI's taxonomy places the organism in Eukaryota, Fungi, Basidiomycota, Tremellomycetes, Trichosporonales, Trichosporonaceae. The record is from RefSeq and is a predicted model, not a curated record.
AUCAACUCAAGUCCCAACACCUCAACACUCCAGCCCUCACUUAAUCAACCGCCAACCAGCCAACCAGCCAACCAACCAAGCCACAAUGAAGUUCGCUCUCGCCCUCGCUACUCUUGCCCUCGUCGCCGCCAACCCGGUGCCCUCUUCGCCCAUCCAGCAGCGCGACAACGGCCUCACCUACAAUGAGGACGGCGUCGCCCAGUUCCCUCACGCCACGCCCGGCGCCUGCAACCCCGCCGACGGCAACUGCUGCCCUUCGGGCAAGGCCGUGUGCGCCGCUGACUGGACUUGCUGGCAGGCGGUUGGCGCCGACCACUGCUGCCCCCCCGGCCAGGUCUGCACUGAGGACGUCAUGCAUCCCAUUGCCAACGACGACGUCGACACCCAGCUCAAGCCGUGCGUCAGCGUUACUCGCUGCGUCUGGAAGUUGUGCACGAGCCUCCGUGUUUGCUGGUAGAGAAUUGAAGCUAUGUGGCGCAUGGAGAAGAGCAAUGCAGAUGCUGAACGUGACGAGAUGUAGGGCAGUGGAGCAACUAAUGAGCCGUUCUUUCGGUCACCAAAAUGUGUCCUCAGCCACCGC